AUGGAAUAUUUGUGUUCUGAUCCUUACUACAACCUUGUUAUGACUGUUCAGUGCCCGAAAACAUGUGGCCGUUGUGACGGCAGUGGAAAUAUCAUCGUCCCACCGCCGAUGACA
Molecule: messenger RNA, 114 nt
Organism: Cylicostephanus goldi
Lineage: Eukaryota; Metazoa; Nematoda; Chromadorea; Rhabditida; Strongylidae
Source: the annotation of a GenBank genome assembly